Molecule: messenger RNA, 4144 nt
Organism: Sturnus vulgaris (Common starling)
Lineage: Eukaryota; Metazoa; Chordata; Aves; Passeriformes; Sturnidae
Gene: ADGRG2
Product: adhesion G protein-coupled receptor G2
Biological process (GO): adenylate cyclase-activating G protein-coupled receptor signaling pathway; cell surface receptor signaling pathway
Cellular component (GO): plasma membrane
Molecular function (GO): G protein-coupled receptor activity
Source: RefSeq, a predicted model, not a curated record
GACGGGCGGCCGCCCGGCGCCAGAAUGGUUGCCUGGGGAAAACAGCAGUGCUGUGUUGGCAGAGUACAGGACAUUUUCCUGAGAUUCAGGAUUGUUCAAGCAGUCCUUUUACUUCAGUUGUUCUUGGCUACAGCAAGCAAAGAUCAGGAGGAUUUCCUAGGGCGAUACAAAGCCGUCUUUAAGACUGCAUGUGAAGAUCCUUGGAGCAUGUCUUCAAGAAUUUCUCUGCAUCCUUUGAGAGAAUUCCUUGUCUGUGUGCACCUCAAGCUGUAUUCUUCAAACAGUCUGUGGACAGCAUAUGUAUAUGCUGAGAAAAGUCUUCACACCAAUCUCUCUGCAAAUAAGUAUGAGCUUGGACUUACAGGAGAUCAUGGCAAAAUGAAGAUAUGGUUGUUUGGAAAACAAAUAAAUACUUCGGUAAAACUUCAUAAAAACACUUGGAACCAAAUAUGUAUCCAGUGGAAAAGUGACAAUGAGGAGAUGAAAGUAUUCAUAAAUGGAACAGAAAAAUUACACAAAAAACUAAAUGGGAAAGUUAAUUUGCCUGGAAAAGGACAGUUUUUACUUGGCUGUUCAAAGCUGCAAGGUACAGCUGCGUCACCUCACCGGGGUAUGACUGGAGAACUGUACCUGUUCAGAAUGUGGGACAAGGCAAAUAUAACACAGUCUGAGGACUGCCAGGAUAGUGGUGUUAUACGCUGGAGAAAGGAGGAUUGGACCUAUAACACAACGGUAGAAGAGGAUAACUCUUUACCAUGUGUUGAAACUACUGCUACACUGCCUAGCAGAAAAAUAACAGAUUCAGAAGAAUCAGCUGCAACAACAACUUUUGAUAUGUCUUCAGAGGAGACUACACAAAGUACAGAAGCCCUCACAACAACUGAUUAUUACUCCACCACAACACCAGCAGGAGAAACCAUUGUAUGCAACGUAACACGUGUCUGUAAUUAUUCAGUGUUUUAUGUGGGCAAGGUAAAACUUCGGGCAAGUGAAGAAAGUAAUGCAUCACUAAAUGUAGAAAUAAUUAAUAACAUAACUACCCACAGUCGAGUCAAAAAAUUAACUGAAAUUCCAGCAUAUGCCCCACAAGAACUGAGUAUUUCAGAGUUCAACAAAACCUUGCGAGCAGUAAGUGAGUCCUCUGUUAUGGAAUGCAGUGCAGAAAACCAGAGUACACACUGCAAAUUCAUAAUGAAGCUGGCUGAGAGAGAGAAUAUAAGCAGUUUAACAGAAAAAGCAAAAAUAAGUCAACUUGAUCAGUGCUGCUGUUCAUCACUGAAGUAUUGUUCCUUGACUGCUGAAGAAUUACAAGUUUAUACUAUACAAGUGCCACCUCAUUUUAUAUGGGUUCCUUCCCCUCAUUCUCCAUCUCUCCUUAAGAAGACAUUUUUCAAAUCUAAUCCUUUAAUUUCCCCCACUAUACUAUCUGCUAAAAAAAGCCCCACAAUUAGACCACUGAUUCCACCAGUCACAGAACAUUAUUUUUCUGGAACUCUUUCCAUAUCUCCGCUUACAAACUUUAUCUCUGAAAAUUCUAUGCCUUCGACCAGUGUUACCACUGUGCGUUCCUCCUCUGAGUCUCCUGCUCAACCUACCGUGCCAACUGUUUCUUCCAUAACUUCCAAUAAAUCCAUCACUGUUCCCAUACCUGCAACAAAAUCUGUCACUAAUACUGCUUUCUCAAUUAAAUCUGAGGCUGCACACCUUAACCAGACUUUUACAAUACUUUCUCCUUCUGUAGGUUUCACUAAACAUCCUUCACUUUCUUCUUCUGAACCUCACAGACUUCCAAUUGUAAAUCGCCACCCUGAGGCUAUCACCAAAUCUGUUGCACAAAUUCCCCCUGCUACAAGCCAAACUAUAUCUGGUCACAAAAAUGUUAGUACAGUACCUAUUGUUCCCCUUACUCCUUUCACCCCUACUAUUAGUCCUGUCAACCAUUCUGUCUCAGCUUCUCGUCCUCAUUCUACUGCUGAUGGCCAUGGGACCCCAGGAAAAACGCUUUCAGCUACCACAAAUACAACUUCUGUACACACCACCAUCAGUGUCGCCACAGCUGAGCAAAUUGUGUCCAAAAUAGAAAAUGAUUUAGCAGCUGGAAAAAUAGAGCCAAAAGAUGUAGAAAGGAUGGUUAAUGAGGUGAGCAGUAUCCUCACUGCUUCUCAGCCAUUACCACCACGAAUUUCUAACAGAAUUAUAAAACUGGUGGACUAUAUUGGCUUAAAACUAAACUUGUCAGCAUCAUCUGCAGAAUUUGCCUCCCCUUCCUUGGCUCUGGCAGUUGUCAAAACCAACAGAAUUCGCUCCAACCAAAUGUCUUUUGCUGUCCAGGACUCAGCUGAUCUCCAGAUCUCUCUAGGAGUUCAGAGAAUUCAGAAUUUAAAUAAUCUUGGAUCAAUUACAGUUCCUUCAUCAUUGCUGAAAAAUAUCCCCACUGAAGAGUUGGAGUUGGCUUCUAGAAUUAUAUUCAACUUCUUUAAAAAGACCACUGUGUUCCAGGAUUUGUCCUUGAAGAAUGCAUCUUUAAUCAGUGGUGUUAUAUCAUCGAGUGUUGCUAACCUCACAAUUAGCAACUUAAGGGCAAAUGUUACUGUCAUUUUGCAGAAUAUCAAGCCUAAUCAGGAUAAUUCAACGGUUAGAUGUGUUUUUUGGGACUUUAAUAAAAAUGGUGGACAUGGAGGCUGGUCAUACGAAGGUUGCACAGUUAAAGAAAGUGGAGUAAAUGAAACAGUCUGUUCAUGCAACCAUCUCACAAGUUUUGCAGUUUUGAUGGACUUGUAUGGAAGUACUCCUUUGAAUCCCACACAAGAAUUGGUACUGACUUUUAUAUCAUAUAUAGGUUGUGGCCUCUCUGCAAUUUUUCUUUCUGUUACUCUUGUGACCUACAUAGCCUUUGAGAAAAUCCGGAGAGACUACCCCUCCAAAAUACUUAUUCAGCUGUGUGCUGCAUUACUUCUACUCAACUUAGUUUUUCUCCUUGACUCAUGGAUUGCACUGUAUGAUACACGAGGCCUGUGUAUAGCAGUUGCAGUAUUUCUUCACUAUUUCCUCUUGGUUUCCUUCACCUGGAUGGGCCUGGAAGCUUUCCACAUGUACCUGGCCCUUGUGAAAGUCUUUAACACCUAUGUACGGAAAUACAUUCUUAAAUUUUGUGUUGUUGGUUGGGGGUUACCAGCAGUAGUUGUGUCCAUUGUGUUGGCAAUAUCACCAGAUAAUUAUGGACUUAUAACCACCGGAAAAGUUUCAAUAAAUGGACCUGAUGAAUUCUGCUGGAUCAAAAAUAGAAUUGUCUUCUAUAUUACUGCUGUGGGAUACUUUUGCCUGAUAUUCCUGAUCAAUAUCAGCAUGUUCAUUGUUGUGCUGAUCCAGCUCUGUCGUAUCAAAAAGAAGAAACAACUCGGUGCUCAAAGGAAAACCAGUAUCCAAGACCUUAGGAGUGUUGCUGGCCUCACAUUCUUGUUGGGAAUUACUUGGGGGUUUGCUUUCUUCACAGUAAAUGAGGUAUUUACUUACCUCUUUACUAUUUUCAACACUUUGCAAGGGUUCUUCAUUUUCAUCUUCUACUGUGUAACAAAGGAGAAUGUCCGUAAACAGUGGAGAAGAUAUCUUUGUUGUGGGAAAUUCAGGCUGGCUGAAAACUCUGACUGGAGUAGAACUGCUACGAAUGGUUUAAAGAAGCAGACUGUAAAUCAAGGAGUAUCAAGUUCUUCCAAUUCCUUACAAUCAAACAGUAACUCCACUAACUCUACAACACUGUUAAUGAAUAAUGAUUAUUCAGUCCAUGCAAACGGAAAUGGCCAUCUUUCCAGUGAGAAGAAUGGUGUUUGUUUCAGUGUACAGAAUGGUGAUGUGUGUCUCCAUGACUUUUCAGGCAAACAACUUGUAUUCCAAGACAAGGAUGAUACUGGCAGCCAAGAAAGUCAAAUCUCACACAGAAGGACUUCAAAGAGAGGAAGCCUCAGUUCUAUGGAGAAAAUGUGAUUUCCUUUUAAACAGCACAUUGUUUUACAGUGUGAAGUAGAGUUUUUACUUUAGCAGUUUUACAUAAUGUGAGCAGACCAAGAACUGGUUUUAUUUAAUAUAUGGUACUGGAACUUCAAGGCAGCCAUGCAAUGGAUUGACAAGGACAAUUAUUUAAAAAAAA